UUGGAAAAUACCAACACACUCAACUGUUUAGAACAAACUAAGUGUUGGAUCAGCAGAGCUAGAAAACGCGGAAAUGGCUGCUGGACCAUGUGCGUCACUCUGCUCGACUUUGCUGUUUAUUGGCGUCUUCGCGUUUGUGUCUGCAGACCAGAAAAUCAUCACAGCUGAGUCUGGACAGGACGUCACUCUGACAUGUCGAGCUCCAAACAACAACUUCAUAGUUGUAGAGUGGAGCAGAGCUGACCUGGGAGAUGAAUAUGUGUUUGUUUAUCGGGAUGGGCGAUUUGUUCCAGACAGCCAGCAUCCAUCUUUUAAGAACCGGGUGGACCUUCAGGACAGACAGAUGAAGGAUGGAGACGUGUCUCUGGUUCUGAAAAAUGUGACGACUGCUGAUGAUGGAUCAUACAAUUGUAAUAUCUUCAAUGGAGGGACAACUUCAUGGGAGAGCAUCAACACUGUCAGCCUGACUGUUUCAGGUCAGACAGAAGGACAAGAGAAGGAUGAAGACAACAAAGAUGGAGGAAAGGAAGACAAAGAGAAGGAGGAUGGAUCUGCUGGACUGACUGUUGGUCUGUCAGUUCCUGCUGUGCUUCUUGUUGCUGUUGUUGUUGGUUUCCUGAUCUACAAAGGAUGUAAACAGAAUCCUGCUGAUCCACAUGAAGCAGAGCAUCUUCAGCCUGAUUACCAGAAAACCAUCCCAGCUGAGUCUGGACAGGACGUCACUCUGACAUGUCGAGCUGUAAAUAAUGAGUCAGAGAAAAUGAACCAACAGCUUCAUCAACCUGAGGUUGAUCCAACACAGACUCAGACAUUUCUCUCAGUCUGAUCCUCUCUGAGUCUCAGUCACUCAUUGUAAAUGACCUCAUUAAUGUUUUCCUUCAUAAAUUGGUUCAUACGUGCAUAUUAUUCUGUUGUAGCUUGGACACAGCUAAUGUUUUUAUUUGGAAAGUAGAACGACCAGGUGUCAAACAUCAGUCGAUGUAAACUAUACAGCAGCACGAGCUCCAACAUACAGAGAGAAGAUUUGCUCAACGGUUAAGAAAUGGGAAAAAGGCUGUUAAGGUGGAAUUCUAAGUUGCAAAUAGUUCCCUGGCACCUGGUUGAUGAGGGAACAAUGUUGGUAUCAAAGUUUAUUGUUUAAAUGUGUACUUUUGUUAUUUCACGGAGCAUAAAGCUGCUGACUGCUACUGAGUGUAACGGUUAAGUUUUCCCCCACUAGAGGGCGCUCACACCUCGGUACAUGUGUCAUGUUUAGUCAGCGAUGCAAAGAUUUACAAGAUUCACUGUUAUAUGCUUUUUAAGGUCAAAGACAAUCGUAAUAUGGUGUAUUUUAUCUCAGGGUAUAGAAAAGGUAAGAGGCUAAAUGUUAGAAGGGUUGAAUAAAUAUACACGGCAAAAGCGCUCAAUGUAGAGAUUCAAGGGCCUUAAAGGUGUCAUCAUUUAAAGUAAUACAAUUAUGAUUAAUAAAUAAGGAAAAAGGUUAAAGAUUAAAGUUACCAAUGGUAAUUUUAUUCUGUACAUUUUGUAGCUUUUACGGUGUGAUCACAUUCAAAGCUGUUCAAUAAAAGGAUUGUGAACCAUCAGUUUGGAGACCAUCUUUUCAUCCUGGGAUGCUGUGCUCGAUUCUUCACUUUAAAUUAUUCCUUUUUAAUUUGUGUCAUUGGCAGAGAAGAUAAAUCAUGUGACGUUCAUCAUGUCACAUGUCACCACAGAUUUAAAUGUAGAUUUGAUGUCUCUGUGUGUUUGUUAUUAACACUGUGGAUUUUUCUCAUAUACUGAGGUUUGAAACAUUUCUGGACUUAGUGAAGUGUUUCUGUCUGUGUAAUAGAUGUUAACCUGAUAGUGUGGAUUAAAUGUUGGAUAAUAUUGAUGAAUUUUGUCUGCAUGUGUCGAAAAUCAUGCUAACAGCUAUCACACUGUUAAUUUUACAGAACGUGAAAUAUAAAUCAAAUAUUUGUAACAUUUAAUUAUUAAACAGUGAACAUGAUAAACUGACCCAGUACAUGUAAAACAUCCAGAGCAGCUCUAUGGGCUCCAAUUAUGGUCAUAAAUAUUUUGUAUUUGUAAGUCAGACUGUGUAGUUGUGAAGUUUUCUGACCUUGGAAACCAAAAUAUUUGAUAAUGUUAU
This is a messenger RNA of Oreochromis niloticus (Nile tilapia), 2128 nucleotides long. RefSeq names its product selection and upkeep of intraepithelial T-cells protein 8-like. The record is from RefSeq and is a predicted model, not a curated record. Gene Ontology annotation, molecular function: signaling receptor binding. The transcript is spliced from 4 exons. Gene Ontology annotation, cellular component: external side of plasma membrane. Gene Ontology annotation, biological process: T cell receptor signaling pathway; regulation of cytokine production. The coding region runs from base 74 to 826 and encodes 250 amino acids. NCBI's taxonomy places the organism in Eukaryota, Metazoa, Chordata, Actinopteri, Cichliformes, Cichlidae.